CUUUUUCACCUGUAAAAUCGUUUUGCUAAAAAUAAACCAUGCCCGAGUCUUCUGCCGAAAAUUACUCCUUUAACGACACCAGCUUCAUUACUCCAACCCUUCCUCCGCCACCCCAGCAGGGUAGACCACGUCGCGCGUCCAUGACCCCUGGAACGCCAACUUUGACAUGGUACUCCGACAAAACUCGUCCCACCAAGUUUCCUUUGCAAAAUUAUUGCAUCAAGCACUCCAAGCACUAUGCUACUGAAGACGCCUUCAGAAAGCACAUGACAAAGUGCCAUGGAAUGAAGCUUGAAAAAAAGCGUCCAGGUCCGCCAUCAACAGUGUCAGCAAAGAGGCAAAGGCACACAAAAUGGGAGAACUCAAAGAAGUAUGCUCCCACUGACAAGGCCAGAAAGACGAUACAACGACGAGAUGCCGCUGCUUCAAAAAUGUUCAUGGAGCUGCUGGUGAUGGGUGAAUUCCAACGGCAACGAGCUUAUUUAGAGCUACUCGAUGCUGUUGAAGUUGCUAUUGAGCGAAUUGAAUUCCAUUGUACAAUUCAAGAGUGUCAAAGCAAGAUCGGAUCCUCCUGGAAAUAUUGCGUCUACUCUUUGUGCGCAGCAGAAGGUCGCACUGUUUUGGAUUCGACAAAGAACCAAUUUUUCGACAACAUUUUUAUGCAAGAAGCAGAGAAGGAAUACGAUCAGCUCUCUGUGUCCGAGAUCAUGGAUGUCGAUGCUGCUGUCAGAGACGCUUUGAAAGCAACUUGCCCUCGAUUUCUUGCUGACCAUGGGCCUAAAUUUAGAGCUUUCCGUUGGGUUGGAAACCCUUUUCUGUUGCGCUCAAGCCAUAGCGACGAGAGCAUUAUCGAUCUGGGGACGAUCACCGACGAUGAAGAUGAAGAGAGGGGCCUCUUUAAGAAAAACGUCCCAAGACCCGACGAAUGGAGGUUCCUUCUCGAAAACGAUUUGGAACCAGUGCUGUUGCGCAUUGAGUCCACCGGUAUUAAAAAACUCAGAGGACGUCGAUACGAAGAAGAAUAUGUAGGCGAGGAAGCAGCUCAUAGCAGCUCUGAAGGUGGAAGCGGCCGUAGUAGUGUUAGUGAAGAUGAUCAACAUGGAGUAGAGUACGAAGAUUUUAAUAAUGAUGUUUGCUCAUGCUCACAUAGACAAUACUUGUUUGAUGAUCUACUCGGCAAAUUAUUAAGUUACAUCAUGAUACAAAUCCUUCCAUCAAGGCUUUUCACAUAUCAAAAGGCAGCAUUGAUUUUAAUAGCUUAAUCCCUUACAAUAAUCAGCAUUGAAGAAAGCAUAACCGAAGUA
This is a messenger RNA of Zychaea mexicana, 1304 nucleotides long. RefSeq lists its product as uncharacterized. The transcript has 2 exons. The record is from RefSeq and is a predicted model, not a curated record. Bases 39 to 1262 code for a protein of 407 amino acids. Lineage: Eukaryota; Fungi; Mucoromycota; Mucoromycetes; Mucorales; Lichtheimiaceae.